Messenger RNA from Saprolegnia diclina VS20, 990 nucleotides. Its product is annotated as 3-hydroxyisobutyrate dehydrogenase. The record is from RefSeq and is a predicted model, not a curated record. The coding region runs from base 22 to 906 and encodes 294 amino acids. Gene Ontology annotation, molecular function: oxidoreductase activity; NAD binding; NADP binding. The transcript has 7 exons. NCBI's taxonomy places the organism in Eukaryota, Oomycota, Saprolegniomycetes, Saprolegniales, Saprolegniaceae.
AUUUGGACGGUCAUCACGAAGAUGCGCGUCGGGUUCAUUGGCACGGGCAUCAUGGGCAAGAGCAUGUGCGAGCACAUCCUCAACGCCGGCUACGCGGUCACGGUGUACAGCCGCACGCCCAGCAAGUGCGACAGCCUCGUUGCCAAGGGUGCCACGUACGCGCCGACGCCGGCCGCCGUCGCUGCGCAGUCGGACGUUGUGUUUACGAUUGUCGGCUACCCCAGCGACGUGCGCCAGGUCAUUUUGGGCGACCAAGGUGUGCUCUCGACACUGUCGCCCGGUGGCAUCGUCGUGGACAUGACGACGAGCGAGCCGUCGCUGGCCAAGGAAAUCUACGCUGCCGCACAGGCCAAGGGCGUCUCGGCCAUCGACGCACCGGUCUCGGGCGGCGACGUCGGCGCCAAGGAAGCCCGCUUGUCCAUCAUGGUCGGCGGCGACGCUGCUGCUCUCGAGAAGGUCAUGCCGCUCUUUAACGUCAUGGGCAAGAACAUCCGCCACAUGGGCGGUGCGGGUGCUGGCCAGCACACCAAGAUGGUCAACCAGAUUCUGAUCGCGACCAACAUGAUUGGUGUCGUGGAGGGCCUUCUGUAUGCGCACAAGGCGGGCUUGGACCUGAACGAAGCGAUCGCGGCCGUUGGUGCCGGUGCUGCGGGCUCGUGGUCCAUCAACAACAUGGGCCCGCGCAUCGCCCGCCGCGACUUUAACCCGGGCUUCAUGGUCGAGCACUUUCUCAAGGACCUGGGCAUCGCGCUCAAGGAGUCCCAGGCGAUGGGCUUGGCACUCCCGGGUCUCGCGCUCGCCAACCAGUUGUACCUCGCUGUGCAGGCCCAGACCAACGGCGGCAAGCUCGGGACGCAAGCGCUCAUGCUCGCCUUGGAGCGACUCAACUGCAUCCAGCACGCGUAAAGAUUAACCUCGCAACACUCGAUCCACAUACUAGUAUAAUGCAAAGCAGAAAACGACGUCUCACUUGGACAAUUGGACGCUGAA